This is a messenger RNA of Hibiscus syriacus, 706 nucleotides long. Its product is annotated as transcription repressor OFP6-like. NCBI's taxonomy places the organism in Eukaryota, Viridiplantae, Streptophyta, Magnoliopsida, Malvales, Malvaceae. The record is from RefSeq and is a predicted model, not a curated record. The transcript has a single exon. Bases 90 to 644 code for a protein of 184 amino acids. Gene Ontology annotation, biological process: negative regulation of DNA-templated transcription.
UCAUUUUCUUCUUCAACGUCUCUCUCUUUUUCAUCUCUUCAACCUUAAAACCCUAAAGAUUUGCCAUUUUCCCCCUCUUUUCUGGUGCCAUGUUUAGCAGCAGAAAGAAGCCCACACUUAACACAGUUUCAGUUAGCUUAGGUUGCGGCGGCUGUAAGAAAUCUAAACUCGCUAGCUUCUUCAACCCCAAACCGAAACCGAAGUCGAAAUCGAAACCCCGGUCUCUUUACACCUACUCAUCUUCUUCGAGCUACUCCAAGACCGCCACCUCGUUUUCUCCAAGCACCGACACUCCUCAAUGCUCCGACGUGGACACCAAGUGUUCGACGGCGACUGUACGUGGUUUCCGCCUUGUUGGAGGAGAGAGCAUGGCGGUGGAGAAAGACUCCGACGACCCUUAUUUGGAUUUCAGGCACUCCAUGUUGCAGAUGAUAUUGGAGAAGGAGAUAUAUUCCAAGGAUGGUUUGAGGGAGCUUCUCAACUGUUUCCUGCAGCUGAAUUCGCCGUAUUAUCAUGGGGUUAUCAUUAAAGCCUUCACGGAAAUCUGGAAUGGGGUUUUCUCCGUCAAGCAUGGUGGUGGUGGUGGUGGCGCCGCCGGUUCGUCACCGACGCUGCAUUUUGGGUUCGGGUCACGUGACCUGUAGGUGCAGCCGCUGCCGCGUUAUAUAUGCUUGGAAUACAGUCUAGUUGGUUAAUUAGUAUAUAU